Messenger RNA from Alternaria alternata, 1750 nucleotides. Its product is annotated as RNA exonuclease 4. Bases 333 to 1409 code for a protein of 358 amino acids. Gene Ontology annotation, molecular function: 3'-5' exonuclease activity; nucleic acid binding. NCBI's taxonomy places the organism in Eukaryota, Fungi, Ascomycota, Dothideomycetes, Pleosporales, Pleosporaceae. Gene Ontology annotation, cellular component: nucleus. The record is from RefSeq and is a predicted model, not a curated record. Gene Ontology annotation, biological process: ribosomal large subunit assembly; rRNA processing. The transcript has a single exon.
CCAGUUUCUACCGGCGCCGGCGUGCCGGAGGGCUCAUGCGAGUUCUCUCGAGGCGCCAUGGUGAUGCGCUGCGUGUUCCUCGACUACUGCAGUUUUUGGGUCACGUUGUGAAGUUUGAUGUCGCGAUGAUGUUGGGGGUGCUGUCCUGUGUCGCGACGUUGCCGCCUGCCGAUCGGGCCUUUGCGUCGCGUCGAGCCGACAUCUGGAAUGUGCUAGCGCGCGUUUGAACUUUUGCUCGCGGGGACUGAGCGGAGAAAGUCAAACGGCCAACAUUCUCGACAACCACUGACAGGACGACCCUCACACCGCUAUGCCGCGCAGGUAACGACAAAAUGGCUCCAAUCGAUCUCGGCACUCUGUCCAGCAACUGGAAGAUACUGCAGCAGCGCCUGAAGCCCUCAACGCCGGCAACACCUCUGAAGAACAAGAAGUUGGAAGAAGAGAAGCCGUCUUCACUCAAGCGCAAGCGACCACAGCACGCCAAUGGGAAGCACGGAGAUGAACCAGCAAAGUCUGUAAACGGCUCACAGAAGAACACACCGCGCAAACCCCUGCCCUCGAGAAAGCGACAGAAGAUGGAAGAGCCUACGUCUGUGGGCGCUUCAGUCAAGCAGCAUGAUACCAAAUCCCUCUCUAAGAGCGUCUCGAUGCCCUCUCUCAAGAAGACGCCUCUUCUGAGCGACCCGCGAGACGCUGCAGCUGCAGUGUCAAUCCUCGAACCACAUCCCGACUUCCCCGAUGUAGAGAAUGAGGGCGUGUCAGAAGUAGCGCUACCCGGCAAAUACGUCGCAUUGGAUUGCGAGAUGGUGGGAGUAGGACCAGAGCCCAACCGCGACUCUGCGCUAGCGAGAGUGUCUCUGGUCAACUUUCACGGUCACCAGGUCUACGAUUCCUACGUCCAGGUACCACGACAGAUCGAAAUCACCGACUAUCGAACACAUGUCUCUGGUAUCGAGCCCAGGCAUCUUCGCAAGGACGUCGCGCGACCCUUCGACGAAGUACGAAACGACCUUAAGAUCCUUCUCACCGGGCGCAUACUCGUUGGUCACGCGGUGAAGAAUGACCUCGACGUGCUCAUCUUGAAGCAUGACAAGCGCUUCAUUCGCGAUACAUCCAAGUUCUCAAAGUUCAGAGAAUUGGCCACCAUACCAGGGCGCACACCAGGUUUGAAGCUAUUGGCAGAGAAGCUGUUGGGCGUGGAGAUUCAAGUCGGCGCGCAUAGCUCAGUCGAAGACGCCCGCGCUACUAUGGCGCUCUUCAGGUUGGAGAAGGACAGCUUCGAGCUUGAGGUACGGCAGAAGUAUGGCAAUAUCCGCCUCGACGCAAUUGGACCAGAAGUCGACGUCGGUGGUAGUGAAGAUACCAAAAAGAAGAGCCGGAACAGGAAGAAGAAAAAGAAGAGGAACUAAAGGGCAGGGAGAUGUAGUCUCGCCAUUGUUGUUGUUGUUUCUGAUUUUGCUGCAUUUGCAUGGAGUCUUGCAUGGUACGGAUACCCUGAAAAGUCCACGUGUACAUCAUUACUGUUGGAUUCUGUAUUGUUGGUAGCAGUAGCUUCUACAAGCUCUGGCCAAGGUUGUCUUUAGCCGGGAAUGGAUCAGAUAUUUCCACCACCUGUAUUGAACAGAGGCCUUUUUCUGACGUGGAGUCUUCCGUCCAUUUCUGAAGUAAUGACCACCCAAGCCAUAGAUUAGUACGAAGCUAAAUGUGAUUCUGACGAUACAGCAUCAACUUGAGGUAUCGCAAGGUGGGG